AUGCAGCAUAUUCCCAUGGCCCUCCUGAUCCCGGCCGAUCGCCCCAUCUACCAAGUCCCUCUCUCCCACAACGAUGAAGGCAACCCGUAUGUCAGCAUGCGAGACGUUUAUGCCGUCCUCCAGUACUCCGGCGACAUUCUUAUCUUCAAGGACGAGUAUCAAAAGAGUCCCGUACUGAUCCAGGGCCCUCCUCGGUCCGGAUUCUAUGCUGUUAGUCCCUCGCUCACAACGUCCCCACGUGCCAGCCCUACUCGCUCGAGUGACGAUGGUACAAUUAUCUCUCGCAUCGCAAGUCCUUCUCCUCGCAGUACUGGUAGCUGUACUCCAUACGCCAGACCUUCUACUGUUCGUCUAUCCGGCACCAGACAUGCUGUCAGUUCCAACCAAGGACAACAGUCGCCUCAGCAGGCAGGACAGGCUCAGCCAAAUGUAGCCACCUCUCCUUCUACUGCCUUUCCACCUGCUGCCUCUCCACCUGCUGCCUCUCCUCCUACUGCAACUACCCCUACCGCUACUGUUACUGGAAGUCAUGAUUCAGCUACUUCAGGCUCUGCUUGUGGUAGUAGUCAUGGAGGAAGUCCUUAUCCUUCAGCUCCGGUCGCAGGACAGUCCCAGAGAAGAUCGCAGCGUGACGAUGAACUGAGAGGCAUGGUCUCAGAUCUCGAAGAAUGGCGCAACGAAUCGAAGGCUAGGGACUUGCAACGUUAUCAUACUGUCAGCCAGGUUCUGACCGAAACUACGUAUCUCAACCAAUGCAACCAAAAGCUUCAGCGAGAUAACCAGGAACUCCAGCAACAGCUCCAUGCCCUUCAACAAGACUACCAGGCCCUUCGCCAAGACAACCAGGCCUUUUACCAAGACAUCUAUAACUUCCGGGAAGCGAAUAAGGACCUCGUGCGGGGGAACCAUGACCUUCAACGAGAGAAUCAGACCAUCCAUCAGAAUCUUCGAGAUCUCCGGAACCUGAAUCAGCUUCGAGAGCAAGAGAUCUGCGACCUCCGGAACCAGAACGUGAACCUCCAUCAUCGUGAAGGGUCUUUUGUCUGCAUCAAUUGUGACCAAUGUCAACAAGGGGGAUCAGGCGCGGCAUCGACGGCAUCGUCGUAUUCGUCAUCGAGGUCGAUGAAUCCUCAUGGACCCAGCUCUCAUCGGCAACUAGCACAUGGGCCACCACAGAACCCGCAAGCCUUGCCUCCGUCGGGAGAGGUGAAUCAGCCUCAUAUUGGCGGAUCUUCGGCGCCCCAUCAACGAGGGCACGCUGCGAUGCACCAGUAUGAUAGGGUAGGAUUCGCUUCUGGUGCUUCAGAUACCGAGUCCCCCAUUUCGGGUACGUUGCCUACUAUGCCACCUCAGUUCAUUGAUGCCUUCGGCGAGGACGACCCCACCAGCGCUGCUGCUGCAACUCUUGUCAUGGUCUCUCAAGGUCAAAGUCGAGUUCUGGGCGAGCACGGCAGCCCCGCUGCCCGAAGAUCUUUUUCCAAUCAGUCGCUUUCUCCUGCAGCGGCGAAGGUUGCUGAGUUUGUUGAGAGUGAUAAUAUGGACCCGUACAACUCAGGCACCCGAGACUACCGAGUCCACAGUUGGGUCCAGGAAAUUGAUGAGGGCGGUUAUACACCUCACGCUGAGUAUGAGGGUGAAGAAGAAGAUGAACAGAGAGAGAGUGAGGAGGUCGAGGAAUGUAAAGAUUAUGAGCUUGAGGAGGGAGAGGUUGAGGAGGGAGAGAUUGAGGGGGGAGAGUAUGAGGAGAGUGAAGAUGAGCAGUAG
Linnemannia hyalina is the source of this 1764-nucleotide messenger RNA. The record is from the annotation of a GenBank genome assembly. Lineage: Eukaryota; Fungi; Mortierellomycota; Mortierellomycetes; Mortierellales; Mortierellaceae.